Molecule: messenger RNA, 2047 nt
Organism: Ceutorhynchus assimilis (cabbage seed weevil)
Lineage: Eukaryota; Metazoa; Arthropoda; Insecta; Coleoptera; Curculionidae
Source: the annotation of a GenBank genome assembly
AAACGAUAAAACGAAAAUCGACGACGAGAUACAGAUUCUACUCGAAACCGGCGCGCGUAUUUUUGAAUGAAUCAUACUCCGAUAUUGCCGAACGAAACACUAGACGAGAAGCAAUAGAUUUUUAGAGUAACUGCGUUUACACGAGUGACUUUUUAGUCUGUCGGAUUAUCAGUGCGUUAUUUUUUUUUUUAAUUUUUACUAAAUCAGUAUUGUGCAUUAUCACAUGGCUGGAGUAUUUUCCAUUGAAGGAUCGCUUGAAGCAAAAGCUUGCUGCGCAAAAAUCAUCCUAAUCCUUCUUGUAACAUUUGCAUCGACUUUCGCUGCUCCACAAGGCGGAUCUGAUCUCCGGACGAACCCCUGUUCCAAUCACGCGGUACGACACGUAAGAAGUACCGCCGAAAAAGAGCUAAAAUUUUUCAUCAACACCCUAAACCGUACCACUCAUAGGCUAAGACGCUUAUAUUCUGACCAACAUUCAAAGAUAAAUUUCAAGAGAGUCAAAGCCACUUGCCCUAGACUUAACAAACUGAUCAAUCCCGUCGCAAAAGCAACCGAUAUAAUUGUCGCUCAUCAACAAUUCCAUUUCUCAAUGAUCCAACUCGCCGAAUUCCUAGACAAAUUGCACGCCAUCCCGAUCAGAACCAACACCCAGUUCGAUUUCGCGGAACGCGACAACAUCUUCAAAGAAACGAAAAACUACUUGAGACUGGCCAUUUGCGAGUUCAACGAAACGAUCAUGACCGAAUUCAAAAUUCAACCGAACACUAACAAAGCGCCGAGAGUGAAAGCGAAGUGUUUGCCCAGAGAAGCUGGACUAACGCAAAUCAAAAUGUUGGAUUUGCAAUUUUUCAAGCAGCUGAAGAAGUUUAUCAAGAAGGGUAGGAAGAAGUUGAACAGUUUGAAGAAGAAACAUAAAAGCCAGCAACUGGUUAGGGAGGAUGCUGCACGGACUAAAAGUUAAUAAAUUAUUAUAGUGAAUUAGGUGACGCAAUUAUUAAUUUAUUUUACGUAUAUAAGAUCUCCAUAGUUGCCCAGUGUUAGAAGGAAAUCAUUUAUUAAUUUUUUGACUCGUAAAAAUCCAUUUUUUAAAUCGAAUAUUUUUUUUUUUUUAACGAAAAAUGGACAAAGUGACUGCAUUUUAUAUAUAGAUUUUUAGACUUUUUGUAUGAUUUUACUUACUUAAUUUAUUACAUUUUCUGACUGUGAUAUACUUUACUUAUUAUUGUAUUUAUUAUUUAAUUUUUUUGCCUGAUUGUUUAAUAAUUAAAUACAUAUUAUAUCAAAAUAAAAUUUUGUAUAUAUUAUGUGAAUAUUUAAUUUGUGACGAUAUUAAUUGCUGCAUAUUGAACGGGGUUCGUCCAAAUUAACUAAAAUGUUCUCUCUAUUAGCAAGUUUUUGCGCAAAAAGUUGUCAUUCCAGUAUCAAAGCUUUAUAUGAGGACUAAAUAAUUUUUUUAAAUAUUCGAAUACAUUUAUUUAGUCCAUCAGAUGUGCCUUAAUUAGUAUUAUUUGUAAAUUAUAUGCACCAACAAGAAGAUAUUUUAGACCAAAUUUACCCUUUAGAUUUAGUAUAAUAUAAAGUGAUAAAUUUCGGCCUUAAUAAAAUCUAGUUUUUAGUAUUUUUGUAUCUUCUUGUGGACUAAUGUAUUAUAUUUUGUGAUAUAUUAUUAGUGUGUAGUAUUUAUUAAUUAUUUAUUUUUUUUACAUUUUAAAGCCCGUUUUUGUCAAAAAAUUGUGAUUCGAAUAACAUUUUAAUGAAUUUUAACCCCUUUUUGUAGUUUGUACUUGAAUGUUUCGUAUUGUGACAAAAUUAUUUUAAUUUUUAGCAGUUUGAGGAUAUGUUUUCUUAAUUAUAUUUUAAACUGGUUUUAAAUAUAUAUUUUAAGUUAAUUUGUUUCUUUUUGUUUUGUUAGAUAAUUUCUGCAACUGCUUUUUGUAUUAUAAGUUUUAUCAGUAUUAUAUUAAACCAAUGUGUGUUUGUUUUGUGACAAUAUGAACAUUUUUGUAUACGGAUAUUUUUUGUAAAAUACUUUUGUAAAUAAACAGAU